This is a messenger RNA of Fonsecaea pedrosoi CBS 271.37, 387 nucleotides long. RefSeq lists its product as uncharacterized. The record is from RefSeq and is a predicted model, not a curated record. Lineage: Eukaryota; Fungi; Ascomycota; Eurotiomycetes; Chaetothyriales; Herpotrichiellaceae. Bases 1 to 387 code for a protein of 128 amino acids. The transcript has a single exon.
AUGGAAGGCGGAUGGAAUGGGCCAAGGAUUUACAUGCUUCACCACAAGACGAGGUCCGAGGCAAGCGAAGUGGGCACAGGUCGUUGGGACUCCACCGAAGGCAGCUUGGAACGAAGCAUGUUGGAGGAAGUGAACCCCCGAGGGAGUAUGGGUGUGCACAUUCACAGCUCACAGCCAAUUCUUCUCAUACGCAGCCUCCUUGACCUCUUCAUGGGUACUGGCAUGGCUACUGGCAUGGGUAUGGAUAUGGAUAUGGAAAUGGACCUGGGCCUCAGCGCAGAGCACAAUGCAAGCACAUAUACCUACUGUAUGCCCGCAAACCGAAAAUACAACAAGGCCCAUCCCAUCAUCGCGAUCCUCCUGCGAGUAUUCCUCCCUCGCCCAUGA